AUGCGUGGUGAUGCAUACGAUCUAUCCUCGAUUCUGGCGUGGGCUUCUUUCUUUUGGGAAGACAAUGUCGAACAACCACUCGAUUACCCAAAAUGGUCUCCCGAAUUCAAAGCUGCUGUCAAAGUUGCCUCUAAGAAGUUAGCCAAAUCAUUCGAAGUCUCCGAGAAAACCCAUCGCAUCGCCCACAAGCUUAUCAGAGACAAGGGAGAGACACCAGAAGCAUGUAUUCGCAUUUCCGAAUACCAUCAGUUCAUCAUGGAGAGGUACACGCUCUACCCGAACCCGAUCAAACAGCCCGAAACACGUGCAGGAAUAGUGGAAUGGGAUGCUUUCAACUGCGAGCAGGGACAGCGCCUUCGUGAUGGGGACCCCGGCCAUAUGGCCUGGGCUGUUGCCAAGCAAAUCUUUUACGACUCCGUGCAACGAGCUCUGCUUGAGAUGCCUUUGUCAAAUGCUGAAGCUUUGUCUGCAUUGCAGGAGGACUUUGCGAAGUCGUUUCCGGUCACCUUGCACAGCAUUUAG
Penicillium brevicompactum is the source of this 522-nucleotide messenger RNA. RefSeq lists its product as uncharacterized. The transcript is spliced from 2 exons. Lineage: Eukaryota; Fungi; Ascomycota; Eurotiomycetes; Eurotiales; Aspergillaceae. The record is from RefSeq and is a predicted model, not a curated record. Bases 1 to 522 code for a protein of 173 amino acids.